UAGUCAAAACUAAAAACCAGUUAUAAACAUGGAAGACUACAAAACCCACGUGUUAUCGUGUUUAAUGAUAGAUAAGGAUGGUGAUGUACCUUUUAUGGACGUUAUUCCAAUUGUCAAAGAACACCAAUUAUUUAGUGGAAAGAAGAUGUCUUCACUGGAUGGUGUGGUUAAAUCUAUUCACAGUCAUUUGGGCUCAUCUAAAAGCAGAAAGUUGGGUCUUGGACUCCUGAAAGAAUUUGUUGGCCAGUGUUCGACAGAUCUGUUUCUCAGUCACGUUAACACAUGGAUUAAUCUGCUACUGCAGACAUUACAGUCACAUGAUUCGGAUGUCUGCCAUCAGGCUGUGUGUUAUGUUUUGUCAGAUAUUCUGGAAACAUCGUCAUGUUUUCCCGAACUGUCAAGAGAUAUCUCAAACUCCACUGUUCCACAGAUCUUUCCACUGUUGCUGGAAGCGAAUAUGAAUUGGAGAGAGGCAGCACUGUCUUGUAUUGGUGUGUGUAUUAAGAAUUUCCCCGGGCCAUGUGGCACAUUCAAGAACAAGUUGGAAUCGCUGAUUUGGCAAGAAUUGUCUGAGAACUCGACCACACAGAGUGUCAUCUCGUGUUUUGCCCUUCUACCGAGAUGUGGUGGCGGAGGCAGCCAGGGAGUGAAAUUCACAGAGAGUUGGACCGAACAGUGCAGCAAAGUGUUGUCCGGUCUCAACCAGGCACUAGACCUACUGUACGAAGGUUUAGAGACAGGUUCUGAAUAUCACCCAGCUGACAGACUACCACAGAUGUCCUGUCCUGAUUCAGAACCCGCGAGAGGCAAAUACUUGACGGGACAUUUUCAAACACUUGCACUGUGCUUAGAGGCCCUCUUAAGUGAGUCGUUCCCUACAGUGGUGAAGGUACCAGUGGAAAGUGUUCUACACAUAGUGUGUCGGUGUUUGGCAGUCAAUAAGAACGUGAUGCUGUCAAGGCCGUCCACGUCCAGGAUCUGGUUGUUGGCUCGACUCCCGUUCCUGCAGCGCCAGGCUCUGACUGUUCUCGCCAGUCUCAUCCGCAGUGUGAGGCAUGGUCUUCUCCCCCACAGUGACGUCAUCAACAAACUGUUUCUACAGACGUUGUUCUCAACUCACUGGGACUCGGCCACUUACGGUCAAGAAUGUCCGUUACGAUUUGUGCGACAGUCUGCAUAUUCUGGUCUGUUGCUAUGGCUACAGGUGGCAGGUUAUGGGACCAAUUUGAUACUGGAGGGAAACGAUUUGGCCAAAGAACUUCUUCAUGAUAUUGUUCCUGUUACAGACACAGUGAGACUGGAUGUAAAGAAGAGAGAUGUUAAUGAUGGCCCACCUGUUAAGAAGAAGAAGAAAGGUGGGGGGUACCAGGAGCUGGGUGGGGGAAUCGGCUCACAGAAGAAGAUGAAUCGUUUUGCCACUGCUGACCUCACAGUGAUAGCACUCGAUGUGCUUGCUGCCCUUGUUGAGUGUUUUGGGCCAUCAUGGAAACCAAAGACAUAUAAGGAUAUUCUUCAGAGCCUCAUCGCUACAACUAUAUCGGUACAACAGAGCUCGGAGCCACCAGUUCCAUACCAGUCGGGCACGUGCAGACUGGCACUCUACACGGCCCUUUUGUCGUGUACAGUCACAGUUCACUCGGAUGUCCCAUCACCUGUACAGAUCACCAUGGGACUGUUUAGACGGAGCUUGCAAGACCAUUGCUUAGAGGUCUCUACAUUCUCCAAGAGAGCCAUGUUAUUCUGUGAAUGUAUUAUCCACCCUAGAGCCCCGUGCGUCCGCGGUCCAUCCUUGAUUCAGUGCAAUAUCAUUGUUGAGACUCCACAGAAGAAUAGUGGAGAUAUUACCUCUGUCCAGACCGAUCACUUCCAGGAGUCUCUGGUUUUGUCACGCCACCACGUAGGUGCUAUGGAUACACACGGUGAACCACAGACAAAUGGAAUCGGUUCUGUAGACCAUGGCGGUGAUGGCAGUGGCGGCGGUGAUAUGCAAGAUGUGGAAACGUCACGUUCCCGUGGCGAUAGUAAGAUAAUUAAUUUGAAGGAUUUUAAAGGAGUUGCUACACAGACUGAGAACAGACGCUGUAGUCAUGAGGAGGAUGAUCAGGAUGAUGAUGAUGAUGAUGAUGAUGAUGUCGUCGAUGUUACCUCUGCGACAGAUGAGUGUCAGAAGUCGGAGACGGAGAGACAGAGCGACGUAGUGAUGGAUACAGAUAACGCUGAAGUGAUGACAGCUAGGAGCUCUAAUGAGAAAGAGUCUCACAGUGAAAGCCUGUCAGAAGCACCACACUUGAAAACAGGAGAGGAACAGAGACAGAAAGAUGGAGAAAUUAAUUCGACCAUUUCCAUAACUACUGCAACCCAGCAAGUGACACUAGGAGUAGAAUCAACUUCAUCGCUGUGUGACGAGCGAACCGAGUCCCAGCAGGACACGUCUGCUGACCAGAGUUUCACGUCUGCUCAGUCCCAGACUCCAGACAUUCACAGUGUACCUUCUGCAUUGACAUCGUCCGAUAAUCAGCCAUCGGCUGAAGUGGAAGCAAUGCUGUUGAGUUUCGUGGAUGCAGACCCGGAUUCAGAAUAAACAGACUUGAGAUCCCAAACAACAGCACAUUUCUAAACGGACUUGAGAUCCCAAACAACAGCACAUUUCUAAACAGACUUGUUGACACAAUGUUAAUGGACUGUCCAGUUUGUAGCCAUUAAAACGGACAGUGGAUUAAUCUACGUAUUUGUAACACAUCCGAGUAAUAAAACGUAUAAAAAUAA
Molecule: messenger RNA, 2766 nt
Organism: Gigantopelta aegis
Lineage: Eukaryota; Metazoa; Mollusca; Gastropoda; Neomphalida; Peltospiridae
Product: proline-, glutamic acid- and leucine-rich protein 1-like
Exons: 18
Coding region: 29-2581 (850 amino acids)
Biological process (GO): rRNA processing
Cellular component (GO): nucleus
Source: RefSeq, a predicted model, not a curated record